This is a messenger RNA of Fusarium subglutinans, 1566 nucleotides long. RefSeq lists its product as uncharacterized. The record is from RefSeq and is a predicted model, not a curated record. The transcript has 3 exons. Bases 1 to 1566 code for a protein of 521 amino acids. NCBI's taxonomy places the organism in Eukaryota, Fungi, Ascomycota, Sordariomycetes, Hypocreales, Nectriaceae.
AUGAUCUUUGAGUCCUUGAUUCUGCGAAACGCCCGCCGCUUCACCCCAGAAAAGGACGAGCGGGCGGACGAUACAAGUUCUAUCGCUCCAUCUCCUUGGCUAGAUUCUCUUACUUACCCCGAGACACAACCUCCAGCUAGCUUUACCCCUCCACCGCCUAAUUCUGGCUUCAUGUCCUUGUCCGAGCUACGCGAUCUGGAGCAACAGAACGCUAAACUUCCUAGCACCGAUAAAAGCUCAACCACCCAGCCUUCUUUGCCUUUGGCUUUGGACUACCAAUUCCCAGCAUUUGUGGGCCCGAAGGAUAGAACAUUUCGCCCUAAGGGUUUUUCUGAUAUUUUGCAACAUAUCCAGAGGAGCCACUCGAUCAAAUCGAUGGGAUCCAACUUGAACAAGACUAAGGAAAGACUACUAAGGUUCUCCGCCCUAAGACGGGCUCAGACCUAUUCUAGUAGUUCGACGGACUACACAGUGAAAGGUUAUGUAGGUGCCGACAGAUACCAAAUCGACGCAUUGCCAGAUACUGGCGCCAAACGUAACUUUAUUGCGCAGCAACUUGUCGACAAGCUUGGACUCGUGCCGAAGGCCCAUACCGAAGCAGAGUUCAGGCUGCCAACCGGCGCAACAGUUGAAUCUUGCGGAAGAGUAGAUGUUCCUUUUAGAUUCGUGGGGGAAUCGGAGGAUCAUUUGCUUGAUUGCUGCAUCCUUCCCAAGUGCACUCAGGACCUCAUCCUGUGUCAAGCCUUUCUCAAAGCUACAAGUACUCUGACCAAGUUUGCCCAUCGUAUCACAAAGUCGUUCAGAACAUCUGCCCCUCGCUUCAGAUUUAAUCUUGUCGAAGACGAUACAUGCUGUAUGCAGGGAAGCUUUGAUGGCAUACCUUCAGUUGCUCUCGCCGACACAGGUUGCGAUGCUAUGCUCAUAUCAGCCGACUUUGCUAGACGGCACUCCUUGGAGAUUGAUAAGGGGCUUGAGCAUAGGCACGUCGUCGAGUAUGCCGAUGGGUCUCUGGAUACCACUACUGGUAUUGUAAGCGAUUCUACGUGGCAGUUCCGAAGUUCAUGGGACAAGAUCCCUUGUAACUUUUAUGUGCUCGAUGAUCUCAAAGCAGAUAUCGUAUUGAGCAGUCAUUUCAUUUUCCAGCACGAGAUAUUCUCAAAAUUUGAGGAGGAUAUCGUCGAUAUGGGUCUUUUUCCUGCACGGAGCUUCGGAGACCUUUACAAUAUUCGAUUGAUCAGUCACUAUAGCUCCGCGCUACAGUCACUUGAGGCGUCUUCCAUCGCCGACAUGAAUUCGCCUGGUUCUUUUGGCCCGGCAGCAAUCAAGGCUGAGAGGGUUCGGCGUGAUCAGAUUCGGGACGCGAUCAACGCCCUUCCCCGGGAACAACAGGAUCAGGCUCGCAUUGAUGAGAGAAAUAGACAGGAGAUCUGGGAAGGCUACCGGAAAAGACAUCUGGAAAGGCAAGGGGGAGAUACAGAUUCCACUCAGCAGGUUCUGGUGGUUCAAAAACAACGCUGGUGGCAGAAAGGACCGGUUUGGAGGCGAUUUGGAAAGAGGGCAACCUAG